Molecule: messenger RNA, 2231 nt
Organism: Megalopta genalis
Lineage: Eukaryota; Metazoa; Arthropoda; Insecta; Hymenoptera; Halictidae
Product: cysteine sulfinic acid decarboxylase
Biological process (GO): carboxylic acid metabolic process
Cellular component (GO): cytoplasm
Molecular function (GO): carboxy-lyase activity; pyridoxal phosphate binding
Source: RefSeq, a predicted model, not a curated record
CGCCGAGAAUGGAAUAUUACAAACAUAACACAACGCUUCGAUAUCGCGAGUUUAACUUAUCUGCGUUCCCAUUUUUUCGUUUGAUCUUGCGCAUCCGUUAUCUGUAUUGCUUUGAUCAUCACCCGCAUAAUCAUGCGGAUGUAACCUGCGUAAUUGUUCGACCCGAUGAUUAAAUGAUUGCGUUGCUGUCGCUGUCCGAUUACGCGGCUCGAAGUACGUCCACGAAUACACGUCCAAAGUAUACGCGUUGCGUGAAAGCGAAUGCGUGCGCUCGUCAAAAAACCGAGUGAACGAACCGAGAAAAGUGGAAUCGAAUCGGACGUGGUGGGGAAGAAGGGGCUUGCUGGUAUCCCGAUCCCGUUCGAUUCGACUCGACCCGAGCGCAGUUUCUGAUACGCGAUGGAAGGAUCACGAUCCACCGACGGAACGUCGUUCGAGCUGUUGAGCCGGCUACUGGAGAUCCUGCGGGAGGAAAAUGCGUUUAACGAGUCGGGAGAUGAGCCCGUGGUGCGGUUCGUGCAGCCGGAGGAGCUUAGGAAUCGGAUGCCGAUGGACUUGGACGAGGAACCAGCCACCAAGGAGGAGAUCGAGACUGCCGUGCGACAGACCAUCAGGUACUCUGUAAAAACGACCAGCCCGCAUUUCCACAAUCAACUGUACGCCGGCAUCGAAGUGUACGGCUUGGCGGGUUCCUGGUUGACGGACGUACUCAAUACGAGCCAGUACACGUAUGAGGUGUCCCCGGUGUUUACGUUGAUGGAACGGCAAGUGAUCGGAAAGUCGCUGAAACUGUUCGGCUACCCUCAGUUUCCGGAAGGCGACGGCAUCUUCUGUCCCGGUGGAAGCAUCUCCGCCAUGUACGGGAUGGCGGUCGCGCGGUUCAACAAGUUUCCGGACGUAAAACGGAAGGGUCUCGCGGGUCUGCCGCCGCUGGCGUGCUUCACCAGCGAGGCUGGCCAUUAUUCGAUCACGAAGGGAGCUCACUGGCUCGGAUUGGGAACCGAUCACGUCUACAAGGUGGAGACCGACGAGUUGGGUCGCAUGCGACCCGACAAGCUGAGCUCCGCCAUCGCGGAAGCCAGGAAACAGGGAAACGUGCCGUUCUUCGUGAACGCCACCUGCGGAACGACGGUCCUCGGCUCGUUCGAUCCGCUGCCCGAAGUCGCCGCGAUCUGCAAAAAAGAGGAUCUAUGGUUGCACGUCGACGCCUGUCUCGGCGGUACGCUGCUGCUGUCGGAAAAGUACCGGGCGCGGCUAAAGGGGGUCGAGCUCUCGAAUUCCGUGGCGUGGAAUCCGCACAAGAUGCUCGGCGCCCCGUUCCAGUGCUCGAUGUUCCUGACCAAGGGUAAGAAUCUGAUGCACGAGACGAAUUGCGCGGGGGCAAAGUACCUUUUCCAGCAGGACAAGCACUACGACGUAUCGUGGGACACGGGCGACAAGAGCUUGCAGUGCGGAAGAAAGGUGGACACUCUGAAACUGUGGCUGAUGUGGAAGGCGCGAGGCACCAGGGGUCUUCGCGAAUCCGUCGACACAGCCAUGCACGCCGCCGAAUACUUCUUUGAGCGCAUCAAGAACCGCGAAGGAUUUCGGCUGGUUCUCCCCAGCUACGAGUGCUGCAACAUCUGCUUCUGGUACGUGCCGCCGAGCAUGCGCGGCCAAGAGGAAACGCAGGAUUGGUGGAACAAGUUAUACAGGAUUACUGCCAAGAUCAAGGAGCUCAUGAUGCUGGAUGGCUCGUUGAUGAUCGGCUACACGCCGCUCACCUAUAAAAAUCACGGGAACUUCUUCCGUAUGGUCGUCACUUGCCAACCCCCUAAAACGGAAGCUUCGAUGGACUUCGCGAUCGACAAGCUCGAACAAUUGGCUCGUGAUUUGUGAGCGAUAACGCCCGCGGUUUUCACGUAACGAAAUUGUUUGCGAAACGUCAUUCGAUUUGACACGGCUCGCCCUAUCCGGACGAAUGGUCGUUGCUUUAUUGGUAUUCUCGACCGGUGUUCGCGCGUAUUCUCAACGCGUUUUCGCGACUCAAUGUGAGCCAAUAAAAACGAUGUGCCUCGACCGCACAUAACGCAUCCACUCAUCCACGCAUCCACACGUAUACAUCCAACGACACGCACACUCCCGUUUCGGGUUCGUUGCAUUCGUUCAAUUCCAUGCAAUGGCACUAAUUCGUUCGAUAUGAAACUCGAAGAGAAGUCGUUUGUCUGUACAAUAAAAAAAGAAUAACCGUA